Molecule: messenger RNA, 462 nt
Organism: Ectocarpus sp. CCAP 1310/34
Lineage: Eukaryota; Phaeophyceae; Ectocarpales; Ectocarpaceae
Source: the annotation of a GenBank genome assembly
AUGGAUUCGAAAAACACCCAUCAACAACGAAAAUUUCAAAAAGUGGUAAAGGCAGGGGAAACGAAUAUUUCGGAGGAGAUCGAGGAGGCAUCUCCUGCAUCCGGUGACAGUGUCAAACUGAAGGGGCAUGCGCGAGACCCAAGCCCUGCUGAGGAUCAAGACUCUUUUGGAAUAUCCGAGCAGUCUCGCCACGCCACCGACGACAGUGCUGAUGCAAUUCGCCAGGAGCAGGCUCUCGAAAGGGCUCAGUGUAUCGUGGAGACUUUUGACGGCGUCAAGGUGUUCCUGCUGUCGGGCGACCUCGAUCGACACUUAUCCAAGCCCCGCUUCAAACACCUCUUCGACCGAGUACAUAUGAGUCUGACCGCGGCAGAUGCUGCUGGCAGCGCGUGUAUUAACGAGGCACUCGCUGAUGGAGCUGUCGUCACGAUGGACACUGGCCGGUUCGCAACGUUCGAGUGA